Messenger RNA from Ochotona curzoniae (black-lipped pika), 1146 nucleotides. It is a transcript of the gene TSPAN4, whose product is annotated as tetraspanin 4. The transcript has 8 exons. Gene Ontology annotation, cellular component: membrane. NCBI's taxonomy places the organism in Eukaryota, Metazoa, Chordata, Mammalia, Lagomorpha, Ochotonidae. The coding region runs from base 81 to 797 and encodes 238 amino acids. The record is from RefSeq and is a predicted model, not a curated record.
GUGCCGGUGUGACUGACAGCCGCGCGGCGGGAGUGGACGGCGCGGCGGGAGUGGACGGCGCAGAGCUCAAGCGCUGCGGCAUGGCGCGCGGCUGCCUGCAGGGCGUCAAGUACCUCAUGUUCGCCUUCAACCUGCUCUUCUGGCUGGGAGGCUGCGGUGUCCUCGGUGUGGGCAUCUGGCUGGCCGCCACCCAAGGGAACUUCGCCACCCUCUCCUCCUCCUUCCCAUCCCUGUCGGCUGCCAACCUGCUCAUUGCCACCGGCACCUUCGUCAUGGCCAUUGGCUUCGUGGGCUGCAUUGGGGCCAUCAAGGAGAACAAGUGCCUGCUGCUCACGUUCUUCGUGAUGCUAUUGCUGGUGUUCCUGCUGGAGGUUACCAUCGCUGUGCUAUUCUUGGCCUACACAGACCAGAUCGACAGGUAUGCCCAGCAAGACCUGAAGAAAGGGCUGCACCUGUAUGGCACGCAGGGCAACGUGGGCCUCACCAAUGCCUGGAGCAUCAUCCAGACAGAUUUCCGCUGCUGUGGUGUCUCCAAUUACACUGACUGGUUUGAGGUGUACAACGCCACGCGCGUGCCUGACUCCUGUUGCCUCGAGUUCAGCGAGAGCUGUGGGCUACACGCCCCGGGCACCUGGUGGAAGGCGCCCUGCUACGAGACUGUGAAGGUCUGGCUGCAAGAGAACCUGCUGGCCGUGGGCAUCUUUGGGCUGUGCACGGCGCUGGUGCAGAUUCUGGGCCUGACCUUCGCCAUGACCAUGUACUGCCAGGUGCUAAAGGCGGACACCUACUGUGCAUAGCAGCACAGACACCAGCCCUUCUCUGCCAAAGGACACGCCCAAGGGGAGGCCACACCCCAGGGCUGAGCACACGCGCACGGGGAGGCCACAUCGCCAGACCAGACACCCAAGGGGGUGGCACGCUCCGCACUCCCCCGGCUGCAGGACUUGGCGCGGGGGACAGCAGCGAGUGCCCGGAGCUGUCGGGCAGCUGUUGGGUGGACCUGUGUGGGAGGGGCUUCUGGCGCUUCUGAUCUCCAUGUAUUCUCCAGCACAGCGGUAGCACAGUGGGCUGGAACAGCAGGGCACGGGCACAGGACAGCCAUAGGCACCCUGCCGAUCCUGGUGCUCUGGGUGGGGCCCUCAUUCA